This is a messenger RNA of Dendrobium catenatum, 345 nucleotides long. RefSeq names its product probable glutathione S-transferase parA. The transcript has a single exon. The annotation marks the transcript as partial. Gene Ontology annotation, cellular component: cytoplasm. Gene Ontology annotation, molecular function: glutathione transferase activity. NCBI's taxonomy places the organism in Eukaryota, Viridiplantae, Streptophyta, Magnoliopsida, Asparagales, Orchidaceae. The record is from RefSeq and is a predicted model, not a curated record. Gene Ontology annotation, biological process: glutathione metabolic process.
GUUUAUGAUAGCGGUAGAAGGAUAAGGCACAGCAAGGGAAUUGAAAAAGAAGAAGCCAAGGAGGAGUUCAUGAGACACCUAAAGAUUCUGGAAGGAGAGCUGGGAGAGAAGCUUUACUUCAAUGGAGACUCCUUUGGAUAUUUGGAUAUUGCUCUUAUUACAUUUUCUUGUUGGAUCCACACAUACGAGACAUUUGGGGGCUUUAGUGUGAAGAAGGAAUGCCCGAAGCUCAUGACUUGGGUGAGGAGAUGCAUGGAGAGGGAGAGUGUGGCAAAGACGCUUCCAUCUCCUCUACAGGUCUAUCAGAUCGCCUGCUUGGUGAAGAAGAAGUUAGGAUUUGAAUAG